AUGAGCAGUGAUACAGCUGAUAAGCAGUAUCAUGUGAUGAGCAGUCUACAGCUGUGCCUGCUUCUCCAGGGACAUGGGGUCGCUGGUGAGUACGCGCCACCGGCGGCGGGCUUCCGGCGCCCGGCUAGUGCCUGGGUCCCCUGCGCGCUGAAGGAGGAGCCGCCGGGACCCCUGCCCGGGUGGAGUCGGGAUCCGGGCCGCGCGCGCGCGCGGGCGGAGGGAGAGAGGCGGCAGCGGCGGCGCGGGGACGGUGGGCUCACCGGCACUCGCAACCCGCGGCGCAGCAGCCUGGCCGGCACACGCACACGCGCACGCCGCACGCGGCCCCCCUGCGGGCUCUGGGCCGAGAUCCGGGUCUGGACGCUGGCGGCCGGCGUGCUGCUGGCGCCGACUCUGGCGCUGGCGCUGUCGCCGGGCCGGGCGGGUGCCCCUAGGAGCAGCCGGCGGCCGGCGCGGGGCUGCGCUGACCGGCCGGAGGAGCUCCUAGAACAGCUGUACGGACGCCUGGCGGCCGGCGUGCUCGGCGCCUUCCAGCACACGCUGCAACCGGGCCCGCGCGAGCAGGCGCGCAACACCAGCUGCCCUGGGGGCCGGCCCGACUGGCGCUUCCGGCCGCCCACCCCGCUGCGCAGCGUGUCGCCCUGGGCCUACAGGCUGUCCUACGACCCCACCCGCUACCCUCGGCUCCUACCGGAGGCCUACUGCUUGUGCCGCGGCUGCCUGACCGGGCCGCACGGGGAGGAGGACCUGAGCCUUCGCAGCGCGCCCGUGCUGCUGCCCACCGUGGUGCUGCGCCGCACCCCGGGCUGCGCUGGGGGCCGUUCAGUCUACACCGAGGAGUACGUGGCAGUGCCUGUGGGCUGCACCUGCGUUCCCGCGCCCGACCACGAUGCGCCAGCCGAUCCCGGGGGGUACCGCGACGGAAAAGAGCGGACCCGGCACCCAGGCCACCAAGAGCAGGACAGGAACCUGCGCAGGCCUGUCCGUCCGGGAGCAGGACAGUGACCCGGGCAGGCCAAGCUCGCUGAUGUCCCAGCUUCUCGGCGCCGGCAGAGGGAACUGACGGGAGUUGGCCUAGAGUAGGGAAACUGGCCCUGGGACGGGGUACGUCAGGUGGUGGACGUGGCCAAGGCUGCAGACCCCGCCCCACUGCCCAGCCUCUCUCUGCAGGGGACACCAAUGCUAGGACAUGCAGGAGGCCACAGCCUCCACACGUAGGUAGGUGGUAGAUGCUUUUUAAAACAUUUUUAUAAAAAUAUAUACCCACUUGCUUUCUAUAGGGGCAGAAACUAUUUUUAUAUUAGCGAUUUUGAACCAUUAUAUAUUAUUUUUCACUUGACACUAGACGUUUUAUAAACCUUAUUUUCACUUCCUCUGCUAGGUUUAAGAAGCACAGUUGAACUCUUCAGAUAAACUCUUUUUGGCAGGUGCCUGAGUCUCUGAAGCCAGCCUGUCCCCAGUUGCCAGCACAACCAGAUGGACAGGGCUGAACCUGACAUGCCCAUCUGUCAGGUGCCAAUCUCCAGGGGCUGCUGGAGGAAUAAAAGGGAAGUGCGCAUCACUUGGGAACAGCCUUCAAAAGACACUGGUACCUCCCCACAUUUCUGCAUUCAGGGGCCAAUGACCCAAACUUCUGGCUGGACUGCAUCUCUUCUAUCAAGGCAAGUGAGGGAAAGGUGAGUUUUAAACUGGUUCCUUCUCUGACUGGAGAAGGAAAGGAACCAGUGUGGGAUUCUCAUUUACUUCACCAUGCAUUUCAUUGUUCUUGCUGUCCACCCCCAAACCAAACACAUAGAAACCUCCAAAUUGCCAGAAAAACUGCAAUUAUAAUCCCUUCGCUUUCUACUUAGAUUAUGGUUGUCUUGGCGCAAACCUUUGAUUUGGACUUACAAAGUCCCGCUUUGGUUUUUGCACUUAUGUGGUUAAGAUACAAGUUUAUUCCUGAGAAUACCCUCUGUGCAGACAGACCUACCAGAGAGCAUCACUCAGCCUUCCUCGCAGUCCCCAAGCUGGUGGCCACGUGCACUCUGCCGGCUGCAAGACAGACACAGGACACACCCAGGCCUACGUCAAGCUUUUCAGGUUGCGGGAUACAUCUAUAGGUCAUUCAUGAAAUCCAGAAGCUGAUCAGAAAUGAACAUGGGCUUAGCCCUGGCUGUCGUAGCUCAGUGGAUUGAGCGCGGGCUGGGAACCAAAGUGUCCCAGGUUCGAUUCCCAGCCAGGGUACAUUCCUGGGUUGCAGGCCAUAACCCCCAGCAACCACACAUUGAUGUU
Phyllostomus hastatus (greater spear-nosed bat) is the source of this 2274-nucleotide messenger RNA. It is a transcript of the gene IL17D, whose product is annotated as interleukin 17D. Lineage: Eukaryota; Metazoa; Chordata; Mammalia; Chiroptera; Phyllostomidae. The record is from RefSeq and is a predicted model, not a curated record. Bases 1 to 1005 code for a protein of 334 amino acids. Gene Ontology annotation, biological process: inflammatory response. The transcript has 5 exons. Gene Ontology annotation, cellular component: extracellular region. Gene Ontology annotation, molecular function: cytokine activity.